Messenger RNA from Dichotomopilus funicola, 369 nucleotides. RefSeq lists its product as uncharacterized. The coding region runs from base 1 to 369 and encodes 122 amino acids. NCBI's taxonomy places the organism in Eukaryota, Fungi, Ascomycota, Sordariomycetes, Sordariales, Chaetomiaceae. The record is from RefSeq and is a predicted model, not a curated record. The transcript has a single exon.
AUGUCCACCACCAACAAUCCCAAACCCCCCUCCCCCGACUCAACUGCCUCCUCCACCACCCUCACCAACAAGCUUCCCAACCCCCUCGACCCCCAAACCCAACCCUCCACAUCCAACACGACCUCCGACAACGGCACCCUAACCCAAUACAUCUACACGGAACGCGUCGGCCCUCCGAAUCUUGACGCCCAACCAAAGAAAAAGUCCAAACUUUCCAAGUUUCUGUCCACCUUCCAGAGCUCGGCCGUACAACAGACGAAUGCAGCGCGUGAACGUGAAAAGCUGGAGGAGCAGCGCACGGGUGUGAGGAAGACGGCUGCUAUGGGCGCGCCGCAGGGGACGGGGCAGAGUUUUGGGGCUUUUGUGUAA